UGACCAUAAAAUGUCCUGCUUCAUUGCAAAUAUAAGAUUGUUAAAAUGGAUUCGAUUAUUCAGCUAACCGUUAAGAAGCCUUAAUAGUUUCUUCUAGUGAUUACAAACCGACAAACUUCUUCGAUUUUGGUAGUUAUCAUACCUAAUUUCUAUCUACUUGGUUCAAGAAAAAACAUUCAUUGGUAUUGUUGUCUUGUAAAAUAUGCGAUUGUAAAACCAAUUCUCAGCCGCUACUUUAUUCAUCAGACAGCAAUUUGAAACCUAGAUCAGAAAAAAGACAGUUGUAGCCCCCAUCAAAAAGGGGACAAAAGUACAGUGAGGACACCUAAUUCUAUAUCUUAGUAAAACCCAUUUUAUCCCAUGAAUCAUAUGGGAGAUUGGGUAUUGCUUCGCUUACACCCUUACCGUCAGGCUUCAGUCUUCCGACGGGCCUAUCAGAAGCUGGCUGCGAAGUUCUUCGUGCCCUAUGAGGUGUUGGAGAAGGUUAAUCCGGUGGCGUACAGGUUGCAGCUUCCUGCAGGUGCCCGCAUUCACCCGACAUUUCAUGUACUGAAGAAGUACAGGGGAACGGCGAACCAGGUAGAGACUACGGCCCCUCCUGUCACUGCAGACGGAGACCUGGAGUUGAAGCCGUUGAGGGUGCUUGAGACGAGGUGGACGAGAAAGGGGGGUCGCAUUGUGGAGGAGAGCCUAGUCGAGUGGCAGCAUGUGGAGCCAGAGGACGCGACAUGGGAAGAGACCUCCCUGCUGAAGCAGCGUUAUCCCACCUUCGACCUUGAGGGCAAGGUCGAUUCUUAAGAGACAGCCGGAGAGGGGAUGAUAGAAACCCGCCCCGCGGGUUAGGCGUGUAGGAAGGGCCGGCCUAUUGGCCCGGGUUGUUUGUUUAUUUCGAUACCCAUAUAUAAGGAUUCAGAAUAGUAUUUUCAGAUUAAGCAAUAAGAAAGAAUCAAAUCCCUA
Molecule: messenger RNA, 957 nt
Organism: Linum trigynum
Lineage: Eukaryota; Viridiplantae; Streptophyta; Magnoliopsida; Malpighiales; Linaceae
Source: the annotation of a GenBank genome assembly